AUGAUUCUUUGCCGUGCUCGUGUUUUCAAAGCUGCGAGGAUGUUUUCGACACUCGUUGGUCACUCCGGUCGCGAGUAUGUGCGCCAGAAGGUACUCCAGCGCCAUCCUACGAAACCGGCGCUUGAUAUCCACCUUGCACUCUGCGAUGGCAAACCAUUCGUUUUGAAACCUGUUUCCCGGUCAAUCUUUGAUCUCUUGCAGGAGUUCAAGGACGAGUUUGGUAAUAAUCCUCGCCUCCGAAUCCACGUAGACGACAAUGAAAAGGAAAGUGUACUUGUUUACGAGUACUUUAAGAGCGAUCUGCUUUCGUUGGUAGAGAAUUAUCCAGCCCUUCCGCUAGAGGCAAGAAAGACAAUUCUGAAAGAGGUUGGGCUAGGACUGAACGAUAUUCAUGCAAAGCAUUGGAUACACUUAGACAUAAAGCCUAAUAAUGUCUUUCUCAAUUGGUAUGUGGACGAGAAGGAUCGAUUCCAUCUAGAAAAGGUGGCAUUGGGCGAUAUGGACUGUGCUUUGAAACUAGAAGGCCAAAAGCUUCUAAAUCAGAGGAUGGGAAACGUCAUGUGGCGCAGCCCGGAAGGGCAACUAGGGAAGGGUGUUGGGAAACCUUCGGAGGUGUUCUCUUUUGCACUUCUAUGUCUCUACGUAAUCACGGGCGCGCAAUGUUUUCACCCAGACUUCGAGAACCUUGAUAUUGAACCCGAGCCAGUGAUUUUGUUCAAGUUGCUUUCGGCCUUCGGCCCGCUACCGGAUGCUCUCGUAAAGCAUGUCAAUGACGAGGAAGCGGCAGCGCUUUUAAAGGGCCUGUGGCAGGCCAUAGCAGAAGACGACGAAUUAAACGAGACUUUUGAGCAAUGGUCUGAGGAGAUGUUUCCUAACCUUGACAACGAGGCAAAGAGGUUGAUAUUGAGGAUGACAAAUCUCGAUCCAGCGAAAAGAGCAUCAAUGUCGAACAUUAUAAUGGAUUCUUAUUGGAACUGA
Messenger RNA from Amorphotheca resinae ATCC 22711, 978 nucleotides. RefSeq lists its product as hypothetical. The transcript is spliced from 4 exons. Gene Ontology annotation, biological process: mitotic DNA damage checkpoint signaling; protein phosphorylation. Gene Ontology annotation, cellular component: nucleus. Bases 1 to 978 code for a protein of 325 amino acids. Gene Ontology annotation, molecular function: protein serine/threonine kinase activity; ATP binding. The record is from RefSeq and is a predicted model, not a curated record. Lineage: Eukaryota; Fungi; Ascomycota; Leotiomycetes; Helotiales; Amorphothecaceae.